CAGUUCAAAAUAACUACUAUGUACUCAGAAUUUGAUAAAUACAUAUCACAAAAUCAGAACAUGUAGUACCUAAUAUGUUUGUAAGAUAUAUCGUUUAUAUUGUUAAACACAAACUGUCAGUCGUCUAUCCCCAGCCAUGGAAAAAGUUUGCAAGCCUACAUUCCUUUCGUGGCUACGUAGGUAGUCGAUUUUUCAAAGUUUUUAGUUGAGGCUAUUUUCUUUACAACUUGCUAGUAUUUGUAGCUAUUAGCUCCUGUAAUCCGAGAUGACUACGUCGGAUAUUGCUCAGGGGCCUUUCCAGGUCUAUCCACAAUCUGUGUCAGUAAAGAAAGGUACAGGUCAGGACAAAAAUGCCCGGCCCCUGUCCUUGUCUGGCCAUGUUGGCUUUGACAGCCUACCUCACCAGCUGGUCAACAAAUCAACAUGUCAAGGUUUCUGCUUCAAUAUCCUCUGUAUUGGCGAAACUGGUAUUGGCAAAUCCACCCUAAUGGACACACUGUUCAACACUAACUUUGAGAACUUUGAGUCGUCUCACUUCGAGCCCAAGGUGAAGCUGCGAGCGCAGACCUAUGACCUGCAGGAGAGCAAUGUGCGACUCAAGCUGACCAUCGUCAACACAGUGGGCUUUGGGGACCAGAUGAACAAGCAGGAGAGCUACCAGCAUGUUGUGGACUACAUUGACACCCAGUUCGAGUCGUAUCUACAAGAGGAGUUGAAGAUCAAGCGGUCCCUUCACAACUACCACGACUCCCGUAUCCAUGCCUGUCUCUACUUCAUCGCCCCUUCAGGACACUCUCUCAAGUCCCUAGACCUGGUCACCAUGAAGAAACUGGACAGUAAGGUCAACAUCAUUCCUGUCAUCGCCAAAGCAGACACCAUCUCCAAGAGCGAGCUCCACAAGUUUAAGAUCAAGAUCAUGAGUGAGUUGGUCAGUAACGGUGUCCAGAUCUACCAGUUCCCUACCGACGACGAGACAGUCUCUAAGAUCAACACUGCCAUGAAUGGUAUCCUGCCUUUUGCUGUUGUGGGGAGCUCAGAGGAGGUGAAGAUUGGAAAUAAAAUGGUCAAAGCUCGGCAGUAUCCCUGGGGUGUGGUGCAAGUGGAGAAUGAGAACCACUGUGACUUUGUGAAGCUGAGGGAGAUGCUGAUCUGUGUGAACAUGGAGGACCUGAGGGAGCAGACCCACACGCGCCACUACGAGCUCUACCGCCGCUGCAAACUGGAGGAGAUGGGAUUCACGGACACAAACCCAGAGAGCAAGCCAGUCAGCCUGCAGGAGACCUAUGAAGCCAAGCGCCACGAGUUCCUGGGAGACUUGCAGCGGCGAGAGGAGGAGAUGAGGCAGAUGUUUGUCCAGAGAGUCAAGGAAAAGGAGACUGAGCUGAAGGAAGCCGAGCGAGAGUUGCAAGGUAAGUUUGAGCAGCUGAAGAGACUGCACUCGGAGGAGAAGAGCAAGCUGGAUGAGAAGAGAAGGUCUCUAGAGGACGAGAUUAACACCUUCAGCAAGAAGAAAGCAGCUGCCGAGCUGCUCCAAGGCCAGUCCUUCAACACUAACGCCAACCUCAAGAAGGACAAAGACCGUAAAAACUCUGGGUUCAUGUGAAGAAAUAAAUGGACAAAGACCCCCUCACAUCAGUCAGAAGACAAAUAAAUACAAAAAUGGAAUACAUUCACCGAUAGUCGUCGUUGUGUGCCUUAUUAGUCAAAUCACAAAUGUUAGUUAAAUUCCAGCCAGAGUAUUUGAUAAGGCUCUUUAAGACUGGUAACCCUUUUGUAUUACUUUUCACUUCUACAGCUAGAGGGCGCCAAAUGAUCAAGGUCAUCCUUUGAAAAUACUGUACUUUACACCAAACAGAAAUACAAUUUGUUUGACAUUCAAGAUGUAUUUAAUUGUCCAAUCUCGGAAUUCGUUUUCUUACCGGGUUGUCUUGAGUAUUCACUUUAAAUGUGAUAUCAGAUAAUGUUUUGUAAACCUUCACUUAAUUCUGCAGAUAGCAGAAUAUAUAUUUGCAUGUCUUUUAAAUAUGCUAUUCACCAGUAGUGUGUGUUUUAUAUAGCUUGAUAUUUAUUCCAUGCAUUAUUAUUGUAGACUUGUGGGUUUCUGGAUAGAUUCCAUGUUUAGAAAUACCUAGCUCUGAUCCAGGACAUUAGUACACGUUCCUCACCUCAUGUUACAUUAGUGGAUGAACGCGCGCCAAUGACCUGGACCAGAGCGAAGUUAUACCCACCGCGUGUUACAUUCCAAUAUACUGAGGUAUUAUUGAUAUGACUUUUAAGAAACACUUAUUUUAUGCAUUUUUAUGUGCCUUACUAGUAUUUUAUUCAAAUGCCAAAGAAUGAAGCAGCUGCUGACAUGGGAAUUCAUUUUUGAAGAGUGAAACCAUGUUUUGUUUUUUUGGUCAAUGAUCUAUCUAAAUGGAACACUAGGUCAAGUGGUUUUGACUUUGUAAAGAACCGUUGUGCGUGUGGCAUGAUAAUUACCAACCCCCCCCCCCCCCUCAGAAUGGAUAGCUCUGAAAAUAACUCUUACCUGCAAUAUUUUUGUCCACAGCUUUUUUCUUAACUCAUAUUAACUGAGGUUUGUUCUUAGGUGUGGAGAAAGAAGGGUUUAUAUCACUAAAAAAUAAAACUUGUGUUUUUUCAUACAUACAUACAUA
Messenger RNA from Oncorhynchus gorbuscha (pink salmon), 2657 nucleotides. RefSeq names its product septin-10-like. Gene Ontology annotation, cellular component: septin complex; microtubule cytoskeleton; cell division site. Gene Ontology annotation, biological process: cytoskeleton-dependent cytokinesis. The record is from RefSeq and is a predicted model, not a curated record. Gene Ontology annotation, molecular function: molecular adaptor activity; GTPase activity; GTP binding. NCBI's taxonomy places the organism in Eukaryota, Metazoa, Chordata, Actinopteri, Salmoniformes, Salmonidae. The transcript has 11 exons. The coding region runs from base 266 to 1603 and encodes 445 amino acids.